This is a messenger RNA of Oryzias melastigma (Indian medaka), 2240 nucleotides long. RefSeq lists its product as uncharacterized. The transcript has 2 exons. Lineage: Eukaryota; Metazoa; Chordata; Actinopteri; Beloniformes; Adrianichthyidae. The record is from RefSeq and is a predicted model, not a curated record. Bases 649 to 2184 code for a protein of 511 amino acids.
GUUACUGGUUCCGAGAAGCAAAUGUAAGUUCUGGGGUGACCGUGCAUUUUCUGUGCUGGCUCCCAAACUCUGUAAUAAUUUGCCACCAGUUGGAAGAGAAGUUACAACUUUGGAGUCUUUUAAAGCCAAACUGUUCCUCCAUUAUAGCGCUGAAGUAUCUGCCUAGCUGCCUUUUAAUUAUUUUUUAUUGAUUGUAAUUUUUGCUUUUAAUUUGUUUUCAUGUUUUAAUUUAUUUAUUUAUUUUUUUUGUGAUUUGUAUCAUUUUUAUCAAUCUGCUCUGUCUUUCUUGUGGACAGCACUUUGGGUCUCCUUGACUGGUAGUGGAAGGUCCUUUAUAAAUGAAUGUAGAAUAGAAUAGAAUAGAAAAUACUUUAUUAAUCCCUUUGGAGGUCCUCAGGGAAAUUCAAGAAAAAGAUAUGUAAUAAAAUUGCAAAGAAAGAAAAAACACAGAAAAAAUAUAACAACAAAGGCAUGCAGGUACGGAGACACUGGUAAGGCAGCCGUAUCCUACAGCGCCGGAAGAUAAAUAAUGUAUGAACUCUUUCGUCUUUUCCAGAUCACGUAAUCUGCAGUUGCAAUUUGCCCUGCAGAGUUGGAGGCCACUUUCAUUGUCCUUUGUGUUACAAGACCAUUAUUCGCAAGGACCGCAUGACAUCACAUCUGAGAGAGUGUCAAAAAAUAAGUGGUCCAACCCAUGCCCUUACGGUGGUUCAACCCAUGCCGUUAGCACCCGAUAAGCCACUUUCACGAGAAAGUCAACCUUCUAAAGAAAAUAUGGUGUGUUUAGAGCACUCAUACUUCCUGGCACAGUCUGAGUUCUCACAAGCUUUUGACCAUUCCUAUGCACAACCUGCAUUAUCCAAGACAACUGCUGGUGCCACAGAUAUUGAUCAGCCUUCUCCUGCUUCCACCUCAAACCCCCAUCUUACUCAAGAGGAAGACCUCACUCCUCAAGAGGAAGACCUCACUCCUCAAGAGGAAGACCUCACUCCUCAAGAGGAAGGUUUGACAACUCACAAGAAAGAUCUCACUCCUCCAGAGGAAGGUUUGACACCUCACAAGGAAGAUUUCACUCUUCCAUCAACCCAUAUAAAGUGUCCUCACUGCCCAUUGACCUUAUACAAAAAGAAUUUGGCCGUACAUAUUAAGAGAAUGCAUAUCCAACUGGAGGAUGUUACAGCAAGUUCCCACUUAAAAACUGUCUGUGUUGACCAAAUCAAUGGGAUUUAUGCUGUCAGGAAAACAUCUCAUGGUUUCAGUGUGCCAGUACAUGUCCAACGGAAGACAUGGGGUCAAGAUCAUCAGACUAAAUGUGAAAUGGAGGACUGUCGUCAAUAUCACUUGCUUGCACAACGCAGCGGACUGCCUCACAGCAUGUGCCAUCACAUUCGUUCUGUGGACUACUGUAGUGCCACGGCCACUGAAGAGCCACUACGACAACAAGUUCUGGACGAAAUGGUGGAAAACCAUUUUUUUGGCAUCUCCAAGGUGAAUGUGUGCAAAAAAAGGCAAAGAGAAUCAGAGGAAGCGCAUUGUCCACUGUCAGUUUUCGUGAACCUUAGUGAUUCUAAAAAGAACAUUUGCUUUUCAAUUUAUGAACCCAAGUUACACCAUUACAGCACUCUGGGCAGGGUUAUAGUCACCCACAACACAAAGAAGAACACCUGGCAUUGUCCCUGUGCAAAGGCACGCACAUCUUGCACACACAAGAACAUCGCGAAGUGGCACCUUUUUCAAACGCACAAGCAUCUUUUUAUGACUGCACCACUUUCAAAUACAACAUCACAAGCAACUCCCAAUCCAAGCCAUUCUCCUACAACGGAUUUGGCUCGAACCGUAAAGUAUGUAUUUGAAUUCAAAAAAAUACCUGCCACUCUCCCAGAAGAAGUCACCGCUCAGAGAGCUUUGCCAGACUACAGGAAGUGUUUGCUCCCAGACGAGUCAACUUGUCAGCUGUGUCCAGAUCAUCCAGAACUUCAGGAGGCCACAUUAGUCACAAAAAAAGCCAGAAUUGUUGGCAUGCAAGGUGUGAUUCAAAAUGUCUCAACGUACAGUAAAUGUUGCCCCAGUUGCAAGUUGGUCUAUCGAUAUCAGGAGUGGAGAGAUGGACUUCACAACUUCAAUGACCAUGUCAUUAUGACUCUUCAGCUUUGUGUGUACUUGAGACACAAUCUCCAGGUAUGACUAUAACAAAAAAAAUAUUCUUUUUUUUGUUUAGCCUCAAAAGUACCUUAUUUUUA